Messenger RNA from Astyanax mexicanus (Mexican tetra), 1216 nucleotides. RefSeq names its product sialoadhesin-like. The transcript has 6 exons. The coding region runs from base 35 to 1216 and encodes 393 amino acids. The record is from RefSeq and is a predicted model, not a curated record. Lineage: Eukaryota; Metazoa; Chordata; Actinopteri; Characiformes; Acestrorhamphidae.
UCCAGGUGAACUGGGUGAGAAGCAGUGGGGCGUGAUGUACACUCUUGAUAGUGUGUGUGCUCUGGAAGGUUCAUCAGUUGAUCUCUCCUGCUUUUAUAAACACCCUGGAGGACUCACAGUGACUGAAUCAUUCUGGUUCAUUAAUGAGACUGGAGUUGAGCCUGUAGAUCUGCUAGAUGAUGAUCAGUAUAAGGGGAGAGUGCAGUAUCACCAGAACCAGAACCAGCUCUACCACACAGUGAGAAUCACUGAUCUGAAAGCGAGUGAUUCUCAGAUAUAUAACUUCAGAUUCAUCACUGAUGAUCCUGAUGGUAAAUACUUUGGCAGCUCUGGAGUCAGUCUGUCUGUCACAGGUCUGAAGAUUGAAGUGUUGAACACAGAGGGAGGAGGAAAGCAGCUGACCUGUAGCUCCACCUGCACUCUGACUAACCCCACCUACAUCUGGUACAGGAACGGACAGCCUGUAUCUGAGCAGAACAGAGCUGUACUGUAUCUGAGGGACCGCACUGUGGAUGCAGGCAGCUACUCCUGUGCUGUGAAAGAACACGAGGAGAUCCGCUCUGCUGCUGUCUAUUCUCCUAAAGAGACCAGAGCGGUUGUUCUUCCCUCUGGAGAGAGAAAAGAGGGAGAUUCAGUGACUCUGACCUGCAGCAGUGAUGCAGAUCCUCCUGUUCUCACCUUCUACUGGUUUAAACAAAGUGUAAAUGAAUCACUGGGAACAGGCCAGAAUUACAGCAUCACCAACAUCAGCUCCCAGCACAGCGGACUGUACUACUGCACCGCUCUCAACCAGCUCGGACAGCACAGCUCUGCACCCGCCCGUCUGGACGUGUUCUAUCCUCCCAGACCUCCAUCUCUAUCUGAGUUUAACGGGUUUAACGGCUCGAUCACGCUGGUGUGCGUCAGCGACUCCAACCCUGCCAGCUCUUACACCUGGAGAAAAGCAGCCCUGUCCCACAGCCGGAGUGAAGACAACACUGACGGGCCAGCUUCUGCUCCAGUGUAUGAAACCGUCUCAGACCUGGCUAUGACCUCCAGGCCCUGCACAGGAGCUGCAUCCUCAGAUGAAGUUCAGUACUCAACCAUUCAGUUCAAACAGUCUCGCCCACAGGAAGAGCCUCUCUGCCCCACUGUUCAUCAGACUCUCGCUUUUAAUAAAGAAGAGGAAGUUGAGUACGCCACAGUGAACAAAGCUAGAGCAGAAACUGCUCGGUAA